UAGGUUUGUUUGAGCCUUGUUUGCUUUAGCUAGCAGGGAGGAGGCAAUGGCACCCGUUCUAUGCUACUUGCUUCUCCUAUUGUUCUCCUACCACUGGACAGCAACCACUGAAACAUCCAACGAAAUCGUGCAAGUGAUCCAGGUCACAGAAUCCCAGAAAGUUUCUUUGUCCUGCAAUCUGGAUCACACCCGGACUUCAAGUGAUUUAGAUCUGAUCUGGCUUGGUCCAAAAAGGAAUGAAUUGCUGUAUGUAAAUGUGGGGUACCACCAUCCUGAGGCAAGACUUAAUGCUACGUGGGGCUUGUCGAUCUACAGAAAUGUUGUGCAAAAUACCACUUGGUUUACCUGUAAUUGGAAUGGGCAGUCAGGAAACCGCCAUGUGCUUCCAAACAGAACCAGUGGAAAAAAUGACUAUGUUGACCCUGAUAACAUCCAAGAGAAAAUGAAAGCAUAUGAGAAAGAAGGCUAUGAAGAUAGUAGUGGUAAUUUUUCAGAUGAAAACAGCUCUUUCCCUUAUAUCAGCCACAAGGAAUCAGAACGACACCAACCCCAGGGAGACCUGCCUCAUUCAGCAAUGGAUCCCGAAUAUUUUUCCUGUGAUGCCCCAUUACAUAGAAAUUGGACAAAGGGGACACUGCUCUGGAUUCAGCAUGAUUCACUACAUCAAAAUAUAGUGCUGAUUAAUAUGACAAUACGCCGUUCCAUUCGCUACUCACUGACUAUGAAUGCUGGUGUUGUUUCUUUGAUCCUUCCAAAAGUAACUCUUGAAGAUGCUGGGAACUAUUCCUGCCAGUGGAAAAAUCAGACACGCUAUUUUCAGCUAGAGGUGAUAGCAAAGACAGUUGUUUUGCAUUGGAUAAUUUGGUCUGUAGCAACGGGAUAUAUGAUUAUUUGCCUUGGCUCUGUUUUUUGCUUUCUAAGGCUCCGGCAAGUCAACCGAGCUCGCAGGCAACAGAAGAAGUUGAUAAGUCAUAACAGGAGAAGAUACUUUUAUGCCAAACGGAACAAAAGAUCUAUUUCCAAUAGGAUUAUGGUAUCUGCAGGAAAUGAUGAUGUCACAGAGCAAAUUGAUGCCUAUGAAAACAUGCCACCAGAUAUGGGUGCACAACGUGGCCAAAGGUUACUGCAGAAAGGAAAAAUCUUGCCCAAUACCCUCAUCAUGGAAGAUGAAGAAGAAUAUGAAUGUCCUGAUAGUGAGACUGAGCUGAAGUCAGAUGAUGAUGAAAACUAUGAAAAUACUCAAGAAGAAGUGAAACCGGGAGUUGUAGUUUUGAAUGAUGUGCUCAUUUACGAAAAUAACAAGGACAAGGUGACGUUUGAUCUUCACAAUGGGAACUCAGAUGACUCAUGGUACUCCAACAAAACCGAGCAGGUCCUUGAGAAUUUGAUCCAAGACCAAGACCCCAUUGCUGAAGACAAUGAAAACUAUAUAAAUUUGGAAGAAGAGUGUCCUACGAGCUCUGGUGCAGCACGACUCAUAGCAGGUUUACGCUUACAGCUGGCACUGGAUAUCCAUAAGGACAGGCAGGAUGGAGGCAGUGAACCUUCUACAGGGUCUCAAUCCUAUGAAGAGAUGAAUGGAUCCUUAUGUCCCACUGCAAGCAAACUGUUUUACCUCCAUACCAACACGAGCAAUGAAGAGGAUGCCGACUCCUAUGAAAAUAUGGAAAGCCCCACAAGUCUCAACUCACGGAGAGAUGGCAUCUUGGAUCCACAUGGAGACAAUUCUCCCUCUGGCUCCAGGUGGCAGCACAUCUCUGUUCCUUUUGGAGGUGAUCUUAGAGGUGGGCUGCUAUGCUCAGACUAGUAUUGCCACAGUACGAGAACAAGCCCAACAAGGGAUCCUUUCCUUCUCUUAAUUAAAAAAUAUUUCUACCCAGAAUUCUACUCUGUUGUCCCAAGAGAUGAGGAAUGUUGAAUGUGUUAGAUGUCAGCUCUUUUACAAGAGAAGAAAACCCUGGUAGAUUAGACUUGUGUCUAGCAGUUGGAGCAGUGAAGAACGGUAGAGGUUUUUAAGGAGAUGUGGGUAGAAACUUGCUUUUUUCAAUUGCUCAGAGACUCUGAAAAUGUUUCUUUUGUUUCACAAUUACAAACUUUUUUUUAAAGCAGUUUAUGGGUCUGAUGAAUCAACAAUUGGCAAAUAUUACUCAGAGAAUCCAGCUCUGGAAUAAUGAAGCCGCUUGCUGAUUUAUUAAUUCUUAUGAUAAACAUGAAAACACCUUCUUCAUUUAAGACUGUGUUGACUGGUGCACAUGACAAUCACAAAACCACCCUUCAUUUUCAGAUACUGAAACAGCAUUUCAAGCAAGAAGCAUACAAUUGCAAAUGCUUUUUCAACAAAAGGAUCAGUACAUACUUUGCUAAAUAAUUGUUUUAACUGGAAAAAAUAUUCAACUAUGUUGAUGUGCCUAUACUUGCAAAGAUCAGAACUGUGCAAACCUUAAUAUCCUCUGGGUAUUAUAGGAAAGCGAAAGUUGGACUUUAAAAAAAAGCAGGCCAGAAAGGGGAGUUAUCCUUUUGGGAUGCUUGUGUGAAGAAGCCUCCUGAGAAUAAUGUGGCUAGCCAGGAAAAUAAACAAAUGAGUCAUUGAAUGAAUCAAUCCAGAAGUCUCACUUAACCCAGAAAUGACCAGACUCAAAUUAUCCUAAUUUGGAGACACUAUGUGAAGAUCUGAUUCUCUUGAAGAAGGCUGUAAUGUUGGAAAGGAGGAAAGAAACAGAAGAAGAGGAUGACCACGAGUAAUGUGGAUGGAUUGAAAGUGGUGAUGGGAUUAUCAAUGGAAGACUGAAGGACUGGAUUGGGGCAGAUCUUCAUACUGGGUUCUAAGUGGAACCAACUUGCUGGCACGUAAUCAAAUCAAUUUUUAAAAGGCAGGGAGGGAUUUUGAAGAAGUUACUGUCAUUAGACAUGCAUGUGUCAAGAAAAACAAAAAGUGGGGGAGGACAAAGGGGAAGUACAUAUUAUGCCCAGUAAAAAAAAAAAGGGGGGGGGGGUUCUAUAAAUAGAUGUGUUUCUGUGUAACUAUGAAGAAAGGACACAUUAGUCUGGCUGAGAUAUUCUAUUCAGCCAUAAUUUAAUGAAGAUCUACAAUAAUAAUGCUAAGAUAUAAAUGAUAGCUAGGUCCAUACAGUAUGUUAUAAUAGAUCAACAUCAAACCUAUUCCAUUAUUACUUAGUACAGUGUAAGGCCCAUGGUUUAUCUACCUCCUGGGUAUAUAAAAAGGAUCUAAUUGCACUGUUAACAAACUGGGGAAACUUGUCCCAGCAUAUUAUUGUUCUUAUUUCUCUUGCUGUCAUAUGUUUUAUCAGGUACUAUAUCCCAUAAAAUAAAAUAUUCUCUAUUAGAUUGUCUUCUGCUUCUCAUCACCUUCUGAUCUCAACAAGCUCUCUUUUAAUUUUUAUUUGAAUUUGGGUCAGAUAACUGUAAUCUUAGACAGAAAUGAAGACAUCUUUCUUGAAAACAUUCCAACAGCUGUUGCCGGUGCUACAUACAGGUAGUCCUCAAUUUACAACAAUUUAUUUAGUGACCGGUUACAGCAGUACUGAAAAAUGUGAUUUACGACUGUUUUUCACAUAUGCAACCAUUGUAGCAUCCCUAAGGGCAUGUAAACAAAAUUUUGACACUUGGCAACAGGCCUAUUUUUAUGAUGGCUGGGAAUCAUGAUUAUUUUUUGUGAAUUUCUGACAAGCAAAGUCAAUGGAUAAGCCAAGUUCUCUUA
This is a messenger RNA of Thamnophis elegans (Western terrestrial garter snake), 3718 nucleotides long. It is a transcript of the gene CD19, whose product is annotated as CD19 molecule. The transcript is spliced from 17 exons. The coding region runs from base 47 to 1807 and encodes 586 amino acids. NCBI's taxonomy places the organism in Eukaryota, Metazoa, Chordata, Lepidosauria, Squamata, Natricidae. The record is from RefSeq and is a predicted model, not a curated record. Gene Ontology annotation, biological process: B cell receptor signaling pathway; B cell proliferation involved in immune response; regulation of B cell activation. Gene Ontology annotation, cellular component: external side of plasma membrane.